CCAGGUUUUCCCAAAUUGCUCUCUGCUUAAUUUUUCUUCCCUUAAUUGGUUUGGGAUUUUUUUUCCCCUCAGUACUGGGCAGGACUCAGAGACCAAAACUGUCCCCAGCCAGCACAGGGGGACACUGAGACACUCUAGGGGAGAGCAAAGACGUCCUCUUGGAGGGGCCUUUUCCCUUAGAGCAAAACUCUUUCUUUGGAGCAGGGCUCCUCUCUCCUUGGACCUCGUCUUCUGUGGGCUUUUAUAAACUCUUUAACACUCCAAACACCAUUCAGUGAGAAAGGACUUUCUGGAAAGGGCUAUUUCCAAAUUCCUCUGAUAAAGGGAAGGAAGUGGGGUGCGUGCCACUGGGAUCUGCUGGGAAAGGAACUGCUCAUCCCUGUGUGCCAGUGGCUGCUCUAGGGGGAAUCCAGUGCCACAGAACCCCUGUGGAUGCCCAGCCGCUCUCCGGGGGAUAGAUUCCUGUGCUGAAAUCAGCAGCUACUUGUGAGGAACAAACCAAAGGGGGAAUGAAUCCUGCUGGGGCAUAGCUGGGAUCAGACUCUGGAGUACCAAAGGAGUAGAGCUGGGAGCAAGUGUUACUGGUUGGGCUCUGCCCUUUGUCAGGGUGUCCCCAGGGCAUCCCUGGGGUAUUGGCAAUUGUAGGAUUGACCCUGCCAGGCUCCAUAGGGGCUUUUCCAUGGAUUUACAGCGGAGGACAGAUGUGUUACGCCAAUCCUGUAAGUGCUGGAUCGGGCAAUAAAAUAAUGCCAGUGAGCACCGGGGCCGGUGGCCACUUGCAAAGGCUGGUGGCACCUGGCUGCAGCUCCAGCCUGGAUCCCUGACCCACCAGGGUGGGACCGGCUGGAAGAGGCUUGGAAAAGCAUGCCAAAGCUAAAGUCCAGAUGGAAUUUUUGUCCUCCCUGGAAACAGGCGAGGGGAAGAGUCAGAGCGUGGCUGGGGACACGGGAGGUCAGUGGGGAGUGCUGCUAACCCGGCUCUCUGCCAGCGGCUUUGGGAUCAUAGAUCAUCCAACUUGGUUUUCCUCUUUCAGUUCCUCCUUGCCAGGCACAGGGCAGCCCCAGGACUGCCGCGCUCCCUCCGUGGGCACUGAGCUCAGCUGCUUGUCCAGGAUCAUUUUUCCAACUAUUUCUUUUAAAGGAGACGGGAAAAAAAGCGAUUUCCUUCCUUCUUUCUCGGUUCGGCAACUUCCGUCCUUCCCUGCAGCAGCUCUCCGCCUGCACAGGCUGAUCCGGCCCCGGGACAGAAGGUGUGGCCAGCGGCGAUGGCCGAGGGCGACCCGGGCGUGUUCACGGCCACGGCUCUGCCCGGGGACCCGCGGCUGCUGCCCACGGUGACCAACACCUUCCUGGGCACCCGCGUGUUCCGGGACAUCCUGCACGCCGCCGGAGUGUACAGCGGGGCCGCGGGGGACACGCACCGCGCCGAUGUCCCCAGCCCCCUGGGGCUGCGCAUGGCAGCGCCCGGCGCCUGCAGCCCCGCCGAGAGCUUCACCCUCAACACCUGGACAGGGACCUUCAACCACACGAUUCAGUGCCCUGGAUACACGGCCACCCACCAGCUCUACGCCCACCACUCCCUGGUGCACCUGAUGGCCUUCAGCAUCACCAUCCAGCGCUUGGAUGGCUCCACACAUCCCAUCACCAUCCAGCUCCAGAGCCUGUUCGUGCCACAGAGCCAGGACCUGGAUUUGACCCCAGGGCCAGACUUCCAGGGGGCGCACUACAUCUACGGGCAGACGCUGGUUCCCGAGGUGGAGGGGGGCCCGCGUCCCACUGUCCACAUGCUGUGGACCCCCAUCCCGCACUCGCUGACGCUGGGCGGGGAGGAGCGGGAGCGGCGCUGGGAGUUCCUGACGGCCGUGGCCGGGAGCGAGGAGGAGGCGAAGCGCAGCUUCAGCUCGGGGCUGUCGCUGCUGGCCGCGGGCUCCCUGCACCGCUCCCACGUCCGCGCCUGGGCCGCGCUGCGCCGCGGAUGCUCCGUGGAGCUGGACGGGCCCCUGGCCCUGCGCCAGGCGCUCCACGGCUGCCUCUACUACCUGCUGAGCGCCAUCCCGCCCCGGGACAGCCCCGCGGUCCUGUUCCACGGCAUCAGCCCCGGCGGCUUGUCCAACGGCACCCGCGGCGAGGACUACUGGGGACACGUCUUCUGGGACCAGGACACCUGGAUGUUCCCGAAUAUCCUGCUGCUGUAUCCCGAGGCUGCCCGCGCUAUCCUGCAAUACCGGAUCCGCACGCUGGAGGGCGCCAGGCGCAACGCGAAUGCCUUCUCCUGGCAGGGCGCGAAGUUCCCGUGGGAGAGCGCAGCCACUGGCCGGGAAGUGUGUCCUGAGGAGAUCUAUGGAGCCCAGGAAAUCCAUGUCACCGGGGAUGUCCUGAUGGCCUUUGAGCAGUAUUACUGCACCACGCAGGACCAGAAGCUGUUCCGGGAGGACGGAGGCUGGGAGCUGGUGGAGGCUGUGGCUCAGUACUGGUGCAGCAGGAUGGUGUGGAGUGAGGAGGACCAGCUCUACCACAUCAGAGGUGUCAUGCCCCCAGACGAGUACCACAGCCAGGUGGAUAACUCUGCUUACACCAAUGCCGUGGCCCGGCGCAGCUUAAAUUUUGCCACUGACAUGGCUCGGGACCUGCUGCUCCCGGUGCCAGAGGAGUGGGAGGACCAUGCCAGGAAAAUCAAAGUGCCCUUUGAUGAGGAGAGGAAAUAUCACCCUGAGUACGAUGGCUACAGCCCAGGUGAGCCGGUGAAACAGGCAGAUGUGGUCCUGCUGGGGUUCCCACUGAUGCAUCCCAUGAGUGCCGAGGUCCGGAGGAACGACCUGGAGAUGUACGAGCCCGUCACUGACCCGGCUGGGCCAGCCAUGACCUGGAGCAUGUUUGCCGUGGGCUGGCUGGAGCUGAAGGAGCUGCAGAGAGCCUGGAGCCAGCUGGAAAAGUGCUUCAGCAACAUCACAGAGCCUUUCAAAGUCUGGGUGGAGAACUCGGAUGGGUCGGGAGCCGUGAACUUCUUGACAGGGAUGGGUGGAUUCCUGCAGGUCAUCCUCUUUGGCUUCACAGGGUUCAGGAUCACAAGGUCCCGCCUCCUCUUCGAUCCUGCCUUUCCCGACGAUAUUGCCGAGCUGAAAAUCUCCAGCGUCUCCUACUUGGGCAACAAACUGGAGGUCACCAUCACCAGGGAGGAGAUGAGGAUGGAAGUGACUGAGACCUCCCGGGACCCUCCAGCAUCCCCCCUGGAAGCUGUGCUGGAGUCAGGACAGCGCUUUCCCCUGUGGGAAGGGCAGAGCGUCUCCUUCCCCACAGCACCUGGAUGGAUCCAGAGGUCACCCAGCAGGACCCUCUAAACUCUGGCUGAUCCGGGUGUUGCCCACUGGAGCCCCAGAUCUGGGAUGUUGGUGGAGGGGGGAGAAGGAGUGGAGAGGGGGUGCCAUGAGGCCUUUUCCCACCCAGGACUGUGUGUGCUACCUGUCCUUGUGGCCCAGGGGGAGAGAGUGGCUGGAACUGUCACCACAUCUGAGUCCCCCGCUCCCCUCCACACAUCCCUUACUUGGUGCAGAAGAGGAAACCAAGCCUGAAAAUGACCAUUUCAAACGUGUUUGUUAAACAUCCAGGAGUUGUUCGUGCUCUCAGCAUGUUUGUGUUUGUAAGGAAGCCUGUUCCUGACUCCAGGAUCCUGACUCCAGCUCCUCCAGCGUGUCCUGCCCUGGGUCUUGCCUUCCCCCUGUGUUGCUCUGUGGGCUCAAGGGGCUGUGGAGGCUCAGCCAGUGCUGUUUCACCAGAUGAGUGAUAUUUUGGCAGUAACCAUUACUCCAAAAUAUGCAGCCGAAAUCCUUUUAACCCCGUGUGGGCAGCUCACAGCUCCUUUCCUGUUAUUUGGUGUGUAACAUCCCUCACAUGUUUUUAAACCCUGAUCUACAUUAUUCCUUCUUGUUUCAAGCA
Molecule: messenger RNA, 3932 nt
Organism: Parus major (Great Tit)
Lineage: Eukaryota; Metazoa; Chordata; Aves; Passeriformes; Paridae
Gene: PGGHG
Product: protein-glucosylgalactosylhydroxylysine glucosidase
Exons: 14
Coding region: 1265-3337 (690 amino acids)
Biological process (GO): carbohydrate metabolic process
Molecular function (GO): catalytic activity
Source: RefSeq, a predicted model, not a curated record